AUGGCAGGUGAAAAGGCUGAGAAGCCAGACACUAAGGAGAAGAAACCUGGAGCCAAGAAAGCUGAUGCUGUUGGCAAGGAUAAAAAGGAAGACUCUACGGAUAAGAAACCCAAGAAAGGAAAACCCCACUGCAGCAGGAACCCUGUCCUGGUUAGAGGAAUUGGCAGAUACUCCCGAUCUGCCAUGUACUCCCGAAAGGCCAUGUAUAAGAGGAAGUACACUGCUGCUAAGUCCAAGGUUGAGAAGAAGAAAAAGGAGAAGGUUCUUGCUACUGUUACAAAACCAGUCGGUGGUGACAAGAAUGGUGGUACCAGGGUGGUUAAGCUUCGCAAAAUGCCUAGAUACUACCCGACUGAAGAUGUGCCACGGAAGCUGUUGAGCCAUGGCAAGAAACCCUUCAGUCAGCAUGUGAGAAAGCUUCGAGCCAGCAUCACUCCUGGGACCAUCCUGAUCAUCCUCACCGGGCGCCACAGAGGCAAGAGAGUGGUUUUCCUGAAGCAGCUGAGCAGUGGCUUGCUACUUGUGACAGGACCUCUUUCCCUCAAUCGAGUUCCUCUGCGUAGAACACACCAGAAAUUUGUUAUCGCCACCUCCACAAAGAUUGAUAUCAGCAACGUGAAAAUCCCAAAACAUCUCACUGAUGCUUACUUCAAGAAGAAGAAGUUGAGGAAGCCCAGACACCAGGAAGGUGAAAUCUUCGACACAGAGAAAGAGAAAUAUGAGAUCACAGAGCAGCGCAAGGUUGAUCAGAAAGCUGUGGACACACAAAUUCUACCCAAAAUCAAAGCUAUCCCUCAGCUCCAGGGCUACAUGCGAUCCGUUUUUGCUCUAACAAAUGGAAUUUAUCCUCACAAAUUGGUAUUCUGAAUUUCUUACAAGAACCUAAUUAAAUAACUGAUACAUUUUA
Messenger RNA from Marmota monax (woodchuck), 907 nucleotides. It is a transcript of the gene Rpl6, whose product is annotated as ribosomal protein L6. The transcript is spliced from 6 exons. Lineage: Eukaryota; Metazoa; Chordata; Mammalia; Rodentia; Sciuridae. The coding region runs from base 1 to 867 and encodes 288 amino acids. Gene Ontology annotation, biological process: translation. The record is from RefSeq and is a predicted model, not a curated record. Gene Ontology annotation, molecular function: structural constituent of ribosome. Gene Ontology annotation, cellular component: ribosome.